CGCACACGCCCCUUUCUCUAUCUCUCUCCUCGGCUCCCCCCUUCUUCCUCUCACCUCCUCGUCCCUUACUUCACCACCUCACCCAAACCCUAGCCUUCUCUUCCCCCAAAUUUCCACACACUCAAAAUCUACUCCGAUUCCGAGUUACUGUCCAGUCCCUAAGCUCCGCCUUCCCCGCCAAAUCUCAGCUCUCCGACUCCGACGACGAUGAGGAGGAAGACGAGUUCGAAGAGGACGACGAUGAAGACGUCGCGGCCGAUGAGUACGAUGACAUUUCCGGCGAUAUGUUAGACGGGCUCGAACAAAGCGACGAUGAAAUUGAAAUGGAGGACUCCAUGGCCGGUGCAGAGCCGCCGGCGAUUCGCAACGAGGAGUUCCGGUGGAAGAGAGUGGAGAAGCUCUGCGAAGAUGUGAAACAGUUCGGCGAGGAAAUGAUUAACGACGGCGCUCUCGCCUCAAUCUACGAUUUCCGAAUCGAUAAAUUUCAGAGAUUAGCUAUACAAGCAUUCUUGAGAGGUUCAUCAGUAGUUGUGACUGCGCCGACGAGUAGCGGAAAGACUUUGAUAGCAGAAGCUGCUGCUGUAGCAACCGUAGCCAAGGGAAGAAGAUUGUUCUACAUAACUCCGCUUAAGGCCUUAUUGAAUCAGAAGUUUCGCGAAUUUCGUGAAACUUUCGGUGAAAAUAAUGUUGGUCUUCUCACGGGAGAUUCGGCAGUAAACGAAGAUGCUCAGGUUUUUAUUAUGACCACAGAGAUUUUGCGCAACAUGUUGUAUCAGAGUGACUGA
Molecule: messenger RNA, 785 nt
Organism: Rosa rugosa (rugosa rose)
Lineage: Eukaryota; Viridiplantae; Streptophyta; Magnoliopsida; Rosales; Rosaceae
Product: DExH-box ATP-dependent RNA helicase DExH15 chloroplastic-like
Exons: 4
Coding region: 285-785 (166 amino acids)
Biological process (GO): nuclear-transcribed mRNA catabolic process, 3'-5' exonucleolytic nonsense-mediated decay
Cellular component (GO): Ski complex
Molecular function (GO): RNA helicase activity; nucleic acid binding; ATP binding
Source: RefSeq, a predicted model, not a curated record